Messenger RNA from Sinocyclocheilus grahami, 1144 nucleotides. RefSeq names its product dynein light chain Tctex-type 1b (gene dynlt1b). Bases 127 to 468 code for a protein of 113 amino acids. Gene Ontology annotation, biological process: microtubule-based movement. The transcript has 5 exons. The record is from RefSeq and is a predicted model, not a curated record. Gene Ontology annotation, cellular component: cytoplasmic dynein complex; cytoplasm. Gene Ontology annotation, molecular function: dynein intermediate chain binding. Lineage: Eukaryota; Metazoa; Chordata; Actinopteri; Cypriniformes; Cyprinidae.
UAAUUCAUGUCAUUCACACGCGUUCAGAUAGAAUACGUCGCCUCUGCGUCGUGACGUGUGCGUCAUCUCCAUGACAACCGCCGAGGCUUCGCGUGACAACAACAACAACGACGACGACGACGAAACAUGGACGACGAUCAGAGCGCGGAAGAGACGGCGUUCGUCGUGGAUGAAGUGAGCAGCAUCGUGAAGGAGUCUCUGGAAGCAGUGAUCGGCAGAAACCCGUACGAGCACAAGCGUGUGAACCAGUGGGUGUCCAGCGUGGUGGAGCAGAGCCUCGGGCAGCUCAGCAAACUGAGCAAACCCUUCAAAUACAUCGUCACGUGUAUUAUAAUGCAGAAAAACGGUGCAGGACUGCAGUCGGCUUCGUCAUGUUUCUGGGACAAUACUACAGAUGGCAGCUGCUCGGUCCGAUGGGAAAACAAACACCUGUACUGCAUCGUCAGUGUGUUUGGACUCGCCAUCUAGAGUCACAUCAAACACACGCCGCUUCUUAUGAAACCUUCAGUAUUCCUGCAUUCAACUCUCCUGUUCAAUAAAAGCACAUGAAUUCACCUCUUAAAUCCGUCUGAAGAGUUUAUUCCACAUUCGCUCAGACGUCACAGCAGUGCGAGUGAAGGAGAGCUCCUCGUCUGGACUGAGCUCAUGUACACGUGGAAAGGCACAGUCAUCACACAGUGCUUCUGGGACACUUCAUAAAGCCCAGCGACACAUGGGACAGAUAAACCACUCAAUCAAACAAACACGAGUCAAUAGAAAUGCGUAAAACACAGCACCGCUCUAGAGUCCCGUCCUCACAGCUCAGUUCAGAAGAAACAACAGAGCUUCACAAAACACAAACAAGGUGCUUCGGUCCUCAGCGGGACCCUGGGCGUGAUUCAGACCCACAAAAUAUUCAUCAGACAUACACCAAAACAAGAGAGAAGCACAAUAAACCAGGAAUGUGAGAAAAGAAGGCUUCUUGAAAAACGAUACACGACGACAUCCAGUGAAGGCAAAGAAACACGAGGCUCAAUAUUCUCAUCCAGAAGCACACACACAUUCACAGCAGCUCCAGAAACAACUCAAACCAGCCAGAAAUCAACAGAAACACAUGCACAUAAGCAGCGUCCUCACACGUUAUUAACAGAGUCUGAUCGAUGAG